This is a messenger RNA of Hydra vulgaris (swiftwater hydra), 685 nucleotides long. The record is from RefSeq and is a predicted model, not a curated record. Lineage: Eukaryota; Metazoa; Cnidaria; Hydrozoa; Anthoathecata; Hydridae.
AAAUCCUCCGGUUAACAACCCUAGUUUAAAUGGUUUUCCAAACAUUGCAUCAAAUUUUAAUAAAAAUAUUCUACUACGCAUGCCUAACGCUCAAAUAUUCACAAGUUAUAAUAAUUUAACAAUGUUUUUCAAACCUUAAAUACUUAAUUAGUCGUUAAAUAAUGAACGUUGCAUCACUUAAUUUUAUAUGUUUUAACCACAGGAGAAACUUGGGUUUUUUUGCCGCUGCUGUGUUAGCUUUAAUCUACGAAUUUCCUUAAUCAAGUCUUUCUACAAAGAUAUGUUUAUCAAUAAGAGAAGAGCUCAAAUGAUGUCUUGGGAUACAAAUGAAGUCUUCAAUUUUUUAACAAACCAAAAGAUUAGCUCUAAGUAUGCAACUAUUCUCAAUCAGUUAAAACUUGAUGGGACACAUCUAUCAACUUUCAAUUUAAGUGACUUUAAAAAAUUAGAUACUUCUAUUCCUGUGCCAAAAUUUAUAAUUAUCAAAAAAAUCAGAGACAACUAUCUUUAUGAAGGAUUAGUCACUAUUAAAGAGAAACUUCAACUUCCUAGAAAAUUUGGAGAAUCUGUUUCAUCUGACUUAAAAUAUAAACAAGGAUCAAUUUUGAUGCCUGAAAAACCACAAUAUUUAAACAAAGUUAUUAGGGAGUUUAAUGAAUUCUCUUUAGUGGUUAUAAGCUAUUAG